GUUUGCUCUGCGGCCUGCGCGUUCUAUAAUUUUGACAAGCGGGCCACUGCUCCCGAUCAAACGUUUCUAUUCCGCUUUGCCGACCGGUGACACCCAGUGAAGCUUUGAUCUUACCUGUCAAGCCCCUCUCUCGCACUCACCUGUGGUCACAUGACUUGGCCUACCGACCGGAACCAGGCAAGCGAUUGUAACGCCAUCUAAACCGUGAGAGAGGACGACGGAGUGAAUGUUGUUUCCGACUGCUCAGGGCAGGAUGUGAUAUUAUGAGGAUAGAGACUGGUUCGGAAUUUACCCUGUCCCUGCCUUGGCAUUUGUGAUAUACGGACGCAAGUUUGCAGGGGUGUGGAGGAAUGCCAGUGAUAAGGAGGCGGAAGCUAUGGCAUCAUGCAAGAGUGAGGGGUUCUCUCCCCUUUAUCGAGCAGAGGAGGAUGUUACUGGCUGGCGUCUGACGCCGCUUGCAGUAGCCUAAACGCAACAGCAGACUCUUGGAGGAAUUAUGUUUACGUCUGGGUGCGUCAGCGUGUGUGUGCAGCGAGGUUAGCGACCUGACAGUUUACUUCUUAUAGCACGGCAAGGGAGUAGUGCUGUUGUUUUCUUACUCGUCGAGUUUGGAGAAUUACUGCGUGUGGUUAAGGGGAAAUCCCGUUGUUUUUUUUUACUCAGAGAAGUAGGUUACUAGUGGUUAUUGGUCGCAGGAAAAUUGUGCAGUAGAUUCUUUGAUAAGAAAAUUUGGAUUGUUUCUGAAACAUCACUGAAAAGUAAAGACAACGAGACUUUGAUUCCUGUUUUUUAGUACAUCGACAGGGUAAGUCCCUCUUCUAUAGGUGUGCGGCAGUGCUCACUUGGCUGUGACAUAUUUGUGUCGCACCUGGGAUACUCGCGUAAGACACCUGUGACACACCUGGCUCACAUCUUGUUGACACUUUUUCUCGCCAGUGACACACCACUUCCACAUCUGGGAAACACGUGUUAAGUAUCUUUUACUUAUACGAGUUAUACUCAAUUGCGACUCUUCUGGCUCACACUUGAGGCCCACCUUGGGCAGGGCUGAUACAUACCCGAGGCACACCUUUGUCAACCUUGAUAUACACACCCGUUACACACCUGGUGCAUAACUGAUCACGUGACCAGCAUGGAGCACCACGAGCUGGUGCAGGAGAUGCCCUCCAUCGAGAGGAUGACCACGCAGGACCGGCUCAAGCACGCGCGCAAACGCCGGUCACAGCAGAUGAAGAAGUGGACGCAGUAUGAGCGACAGCUGGACAAAGAGAGCUCCAAGAAGAAGAAGAAACAAGAAGUGCAGCAACAGCAGCAGCAGCAACAGCAACAGCAGCAGACAGCGUCACAGCGCCGGGGCCACCGCAAGAAGUCGGAGCGAGUCCGGUUUGUGGCCAACAUUGCUCUGCUAGAGUCUGCGGCCAGAAAUGAUCUGGAAGAAGUGCGCAGAUUGCUGCAGAGCAACGUGAGUCCUGACGUGACCAAUGAGGAUGGGCUGACAGCGCUGCACCAGUGUUGCAUAGAUGAUAAUGAGGAAAUGCUCAAGCUGUUAUUGGAGUACGGGGCCAAUGUGAAUGCAUGUGACAGUGAAAUGUGGACCCCCUUGCAUGCAGCCGCUACCUGUGGUCAUGUGACCCUGUGCAAGCAUCUCAUUGACAAUGGAGCUGAACUGCUGGCUGUGAAUGCCGACGGAAACAUGCCCUAUGAUAUCUGUGAAGAUGAGGUUACUCUGGAUUACAUAGAGACAGAGAUGGCUAAAAGAGGUAUCACCCAAGAACAAAUUGAUGAAACACGACUGACAACAGAGCGACAGAUGCUCAAUGACCUCAAAGACUUUGCUGCUAAUGGAGGAGAUCUGGAAGUUAAAGACAACAAUGGUGCUUCUAUGCUUCACAUUGCAGCGGCAAAUGGCUACCUGGAUGUGGCGGACUUCCUGCUUGACCACCAUGUUGCGGUGGAUACACGAGAUACUGAGUCCUGGCAACCCAUUCAUGCUGCUUCCUACUGGGGACAGAUGGAAGUCCUUGAGAUGCUUGUUCAAAAUGGUGCAGACUUGGACUCCAAAACAAAGAAUGGAGAAACCCCGUUUGACUUAUGUGAGGACCCAGAUAUAAAGCAGCGGAUAUUAGACAUGAAGGAUGAAAUAGAAACGAACAAAGCCAGUCGGCACCGGCCUGGCUCAUCCCGGAAACACAAGCACAACUCUCGAAACCUCGCCCCUUCCCACGUGGAUUCCAUGUAUAGCUCAAACACAUCUCUCAACUCUAAACCUAGCGGCAGCUUUUACAUGGUCCCAAGUGCUUCAAUGCGUCGCAGUUCCAUACGGGGGGAGAAGAGCAGCUUGUUCAAGAAGGAAGCUCAUGAGGAAGCUUUGCACUUUGGCCUACGCCUCAUGCAAGAUGAGGAGGAGCUGACGGAAAUGGAUGAAGAGAAGGAAAAUCUUCCUGCCACGAACAUAGAUGAUGUAACGUUAUCAUUUGAAGACCACAUCCCAUCAGACGCUCCAGUGUCAUCGACUUUGUCUUCAUCCUCAUCACCUUCCCAAGCGGAGAACAGCAAGCUCUCCAGAUCUGAUCAAAACUCCUUACAGAGGCCAGAAGCUAACAACGUGGGCCGAGUGUCCACAGAGAGACUCCCCGGGGGGAACACUGUGUCAGACAGUGCGGGUGUUCCCGUGGUUCCCGUGGCCGCACCGAGGGGCAUCACAAACCAAGGGAGAGCACCGCCGCCAGGUGCCGCUGGCUCCACCUUGAAUGAUCUGAAAAAGUUUCGCAGUGAUUCAAAAGACGUUCCGGAGAAGGACCCGAGGAAGGAUGCGGUGGACGCACAACUUCAGAGCAUGUUCCUGGAUAGUGUGCCCAGCAGCCGCCGCAUGGGAAACAACUCUAACACCACCUCCACCUCCUCACUGCCGCCGCAGCAGCCACAGCUACACUUCUACCCUCCGCCCAUGAUGGAGAGGACCAAGAACGGCCACAACAACAACAACAACAAUUCCACGUUAACGCCGGACGUGGGGGGCAGCACAACCACAACGACGGCCAACGCGAACGACGCCAACUCGCAGCACCUCAACUUUCGGGAGGGACAGCUACGCAGGUUUGUGGCUCCGCCCAGCGCACCGGUGGUUGGUUCUGAUGAGGAUGAAAAGCAGAAUUGCUGUGUUAUAUUGUGAUGGUGGGGCCGGUUGGUCACUGUCAUCUUUUACAUCAGCCCUUCUCUCGCCGGCUCUUGCCGCCACACAGUGUAUAUACAUUGUCCGUUCACACAGUUUCACCCUCAUAAAACCAGGUCAAUGGGAUACAGAAAAUACCGUGAUACAGUGAAGAAAAAAACAGCAGGUUGGGACUGAAGCAUGGUUCAAGAAAAUCGACAUAGCAGUUGACAUAGUGUUCAUUCAGUAUCGAGAUACAUUUAUCUUAACACUCAAUGGGUCCUACAUUGUUUUAGUUUUUUUUUUAGCCUGUAUUCUUUUUCUAGCAGAUGUCUGUUAAAUAAAAAUUAUUGAAAUGAAUUAUUGUUGAUGUGGCAGACAUUUAAUUUAUAAUUGGAUAGUAGAGUGGGGAGAUGGAUGUUAAUGAUGUUUGGCCCAUCAUCUAUCCCAUCGUUACCAAUGUAACUAGAGGAGAGUGUGAAUGGAAUGUACUCUCAGACCUGACUGUAUGUCAGCAGAACCAUUCAUAUAGGAGUGGAUUGGACAGUGUUCUGUCAUGUUUUGGCAGCUCUGCCAGACCUGUUCAUGUCUUGAAUGUCCGAUGGCCCUGCUCACUAUUUGUGCAAGUGUCUACUGCAAUAGAAGUGUCUCUUCAUGUGUGGAGGGGUUGGUCUUGUGGUCAUUUUCAAUGUCUUUUUCAAUGUCACAAGUUUUAAAAAAGAUAACUUCAUUGACCUUGCUUGAGUCAUGUAGCCUGGCAAAAAGAGAGGAAGUUCUGGAAGAGGAUGAUGUAAAAGUGCCCAGCUGGGAGCAACUUUUUAAUAGAAAUUUCAUGCACUUGCAAGUGUUGGUUAAUGAGUGAUUAUAGAAUUAUAGUUGUUUCUCCCUAUGAAAAUCCCCAUCCCAAAUAUAGUUAAUUUGAAAACAUGACAAAAUUUUCAGAUGAUUUCAGAAUGUAAUUUAUUUCUCAGAACAUGCCUUUUAUUUUCACAGGCUGCAAUACGUAACAUAGGCAUGAAAGAUGAGUUAUGGUCUGUGCGUAGUAAUCUGUAAUUUCAACGCGUGUCAGUGAAAAGGAAAAGAUGUACAAUACAAUUUUAAGUAUGAUUAACACUUUUCUGAUAAUGCUGUAUAGGAUUACAUUUCUUCAUCUCAUAUGCCACUUAAAUAGAUAGUACACUUGUUUAUGUAUUGCAAGCUUUGUUGUCCUUGGAAACAAAAUGGUUUUCUUUAGGACAAGGUGCUAUGAGCAGACAAAUUAGUUGUGUGCAGUUUGUAAUGGUUUGAACGUCUACUUAAUGAGUUCUGUCGGAGUAGUUUGGUCUAGAAAUUCUCUUUAUUUUUGUAGUUUAUAUGUGAGGCUUGUUAUAAGCCCUGUGGGCAGUUUGGAAGUGAUUGAAUUUACCUCUGCAGUCUCGAUAGACAGAGACCCAGUAAGAAUGUUGAGUUCCAGAAACUUUUUGUGCUGUUUUGUUUGUAUGUGAGAGACAUAAAGGGGUGUGUUUUGUCAUAGUUUAGAUUUUUGAUGACGUUGAGAUUAAAAGAAUCACUAUUGGUUGGUAUUGAAAUGGUAUGUUUUUGAAAGAGCCCACUGAUUUUUGUGAACAUCUCCUGUUGCUCAAAUGUGUGUUCACACUGUAUUCUGAAGUCCUUGUACUAUGAAGGUGGUCACUUGUGUCCACCUCCUCCCCCUUUCCCCUCCCCCCUCACUUCCCCUUCCACUUUUCCUCCUUCUAGCCCCUAUACUUGCAUGUAAGGUUCCCCAAAGUUACAGACCCCAUAUUUAUGAUAUAAUCUUACCAGAGAACACGAUGGAGUCCCCAUCCAGUUCUCAAAUAUCUUUUUGUUUCUGCAAACUGCAGAUGUGUCUGUGCUUUCGUAAGUAUGUGGGAAUGAUGUCCCCAAGAGAUCUGAGACUGUUGAUGUAAUUUUUUGCUUUUUGAAAUGGGAAAGGGGAGAGGGGGGGGGGGGGAUAUGUCUGUUCCUUAUUUGAGUUUGUUACUGGACAAAUUGUUGGUUGUUGAUCAUUACAUGGGGACCACCUCAUCAUGGGACUUAAGCAUGAAGAGGUUUUAUAUACAUAUAUACAUAUUUACAUUUGAAAACACAAGGGUAUCGGCCUCGAAGAAUGUGAUAACUGAUUUUGAUUUGAAGUUUCUGACAAAGACGGUUGAUGAGCUUGUUUUCUCUAAAAUGUCACUUUUAUGUUUGAUUGGCUUGUAAUUUGAGAACGCAAGAGAACAGAAAGUUGACCAAGUUUUUAUUUCAAGACAUGAUUUAUUCCAAUCUCUUUGCUGCCUCUCAUAUUCGGCCCUGUUGUUGGUAUGUAUGUUUACAAGAAGAGGUUGUAAUAACAGUGAGGAGGACAUUCCUAUGCAGUUGCGGAGACUGCUGCUUUUUCCCUUUGUUGUGAUGAGAAUGUCCUAUUUUUGUAUGAUUUUAAUGCUCCACCGUGGGCGAUUGGCAGGCUCUCUGUUGUGGUUUGCCUUAUCGCCUUCUUUCCUACCAAACAUUUGUCGUCUUAAUCUCUCUUCCUUCUUUUCUUUGUAUCUUGUUUCUUUCUAGUAACACCUCUAAUCUUGGGUACUUAAAUGACCUGUUCGUGUUGCAAGUGUUAUAAAACUCUUAACAAAACUAAAAAACCCCAACUAAACUUGUGCCCCACUAGACACUCAAUGUCAUUUGGAAGGCAGGCACAGCAUUGUGGGGGCUUCUGGGAUGUGUCUUGGUUUUUUUUCUUCUUAAACCGUACCCUUCUCUCAACAGAGUGGUUUGAAAGUUGUCUGUCAUGAGUAAUAAGUAAAUACAAAAGCAAGCUGCCGCUCCUACACAAGGUAGUGGCCCCGUGUUGACAGGGAAGUUGAUGCCCUUGUUGGUGGGAUGCUACACUAUUCAUCCCCCACCUUGCCUUCUCCCUUGUGUGACUGCCAGUUUAUAUAAAAGUUACAUACAACAUUUGGUAUGUUGUAUUAUUGAGGUUUGUCUCAGAUUGAUAACCAGAAACAUCCUAUAUAAUAUUUAAUUGACACAAAAAGUUAUAAACUGUGCACUUAUAAAGGUUGGAAGAUUUGAUGUACAUACAUCAGCCAUGACGAAGUCUGCCCUUCUGAUUUAUUUCCCGAGUAACAAACUAAGUUUCUUUUAAUCUGUCUAAAAGUUAAAUUAUUGAUUCCGGACAGAUUUCUGUCUGUUCCCAUUUUUUAAUCAUAGACUAAUCUAAUUAGGGAAUUGUUUGGUGUUUGUCAACCAUACCUGUUAAACCACCUGCACUUUUUUUUUAAAAAGCUGCUGUAAUGAAUGGAGCCAAAGACUCGAAACCAGAUUGACAAUUUUGUUUUCCAGAACUGGACCAUAUUGAUUAAGUGGUUAUAUGUAAACAAGAGAGAGGUUGUUUCUUUUUGUAGUCUGAAUUUAUGGAAUAUCUAUAAUAUUCUGCAUGAGUAAGAGGAAGGUCACGCAAGUUGUAUUGAAUGUUGCAGAGAUCUUAUGACUUGUGUGUGCGUGUGUGUGCAUGUGUGUGUAUGUAUGUGUGGUUUGGUCCUUUAGUAGUACACAUAGGGUGUGUAGACAGUGUGAAUUUGUCGAGGUAAAAAAGGUUCUACCUGUGUGUGGUGAAGUGGGGUCAUUCAUUGUUAUCAUUUAACUGAGACAUGGUUGGUCUCUGUGAAUUUUGAGUUUGAAAGGAAUUAUGGUUGGGCGCUCAAAAAGUCACAUCUUGUGCACACUGUACAGGCAAGGAGAAUCAACAUAUAAUAUUCAUAAUAUUAAUUUGUCAGCAAUGUUUUUAAUGUUGUCAAGAGUGUUUUACGAUUUCUCAAAACACAACAUUUCAUUGAUGCUGUCACUGUGUACAUACAAACGAUGACUCGAUAAAAGAGUAAGUAAUGAACUGUUGGUUAUUUUAACUUUUUUUUAUAUAUUGAUAUUUGUAUAACAUUGAUGUUGGCAUUGCUGUCAGCGGUCAGUUCUUCAUCUUGUGUACCAUAAUGUCUUGUUGCCUAUAUGCUAUCCUGUUGUACUUGCAAGCUGGACCUGGACCUCCCAUUGGAAAAAAACGUUACUAUUUAUAGAGGUUGUAAUCAGUGUACAUACUGUAGAGACAUUGUUGUCUACGGCCCUUCCUUAGUAGAGCUGGCCAAAAAUGGAGAUAGUUUUCAUUGAUGCAAUGUCAUAUUCUGUUUUGACCUUCAAUGCAAUGUCACAUUUUCUAUUGUCAUUUAAUGUGUGUGUGUGUUUGAUCACAACAAGCCUAUCUGUCUAUGAUCACUGAUCUGAUGGUUGUAAACCCCCCCUCCCCCAAUCCCCUGCUACCACACCCCCAACCACACCACCACAUUGGGGUGUCUGUGCUGUAAGUGUAAAUAACUGGCCCUGACUGACCAGUGGUUCUGUGAUUCUGUCUGCGGUGUUCCUUCUAGAGCAUGCUGCCUCCUGUUCUCUUCCUCAUCACAAGUCAGCCGCUCAGUGGAAGACUCUGUCGUACUUGACUUUUCCAAAUGGUGUAUGGCGGAGUGUUGCACUAAGCAGUCGAAAUGCUCUGUGCCAGUAUUCCCUGCUGCUUUCAAUUUCUCAUGUGCUGUGUGUACAUUUGUUUUUUGUUUGUUUUUUUUGUUUUUGUUGUUAAUCUAACAUGUAAAGAAUGAAUGUAUUCCCA
Messenger RNA from Aplysia californica (California sea hare), 7805 nucleotides. RefSeq names its product protein phosphatase 1 regulatory subunit 16A. NCBI's taxonomy places the organism in Eukaryota, Metazoa, Mollusca, Gastropoda, Aplysiida, Aplysiidae. The transcript has 13 exons. The coding region runs from base 1133 to 3172 and encodes 679 amino acids. Gene Ontology annotation, molecular function: enzyme inhibitor activity; protein binding; phosphatase regulator activity. Gene Ontology annotation, cellular component: cytoplasm. The record is from RefSeq and is a predicted model, not a curated record.